This is a messenger RNA of Aspergillus tubingensis, 474 nucleotides long. RefSeq names its product FAD binding domain family protein. Lineage: Eukaryota; Fungi; Ascomycota; Eurotiomycetes; Eurotiales; Aspergillaceae. Bases 1 to 474 code for a protein of 157 amino acids. The record is from RefSeq and is a predicted model, not a curated record. The transcript has a single exon.
AUGGCCCUGCACUUAGAGCCCAACGGUCUCUACCUCCUCCUAGCAGAUCGAGAGUCCAGCUCGACGUUCCACUGGGGUCUCUGCCUUGCCAAAUCCCCGACCGAUGGCACCAUUUUCAAUAUCAUCAACUUCCCCAAUCGAAGUGUUUACAGCUAUGAGAUCAAGUCGAACCAAAAGGUCAUCACUUCCAGGCAAUACCUUCUGGCGCUGAAGGUGGGAGAUCUGCACCCCGCACUGCACGGCCCGUUGGAGACCCGCUUGUCGCAGAUCCCCAUCCAGUACUCGACGCGCUUUCAUGAAGCCAUGACUUGUCGUGUUUGGGUGAAAGAAGCCCUCUUCGCGUUGGAUGACGAGGGCUACAUUAAGCUUGUUGAAAGCAUUAAUGGUAUUGAAGCGGAGGCUAGGUUUGCUGCGAUGUUGAAUAAAGCCAAUGGGAAAAGAACUGUGGGCAAAAGUCGUGGAUAUGUCUUGUGA